AUGCAAUUCAUUGCAGGACACACUCAACCAGUUGGUCAGUCAAUUCAGCAGCAAAACGCAAAUACGCAGGGACAAGGUGUCCUACAAACGCAUCAUGACCUACAACAGCGACAACAACAACAGCAGCAGCAGCAGCAUCACCAUCAACAGCUUUUGUCAUCUCAAUUGCCUCAGAAGUCUCUGGUAUCCAAGGGUAAAUAUACGCUACAUGACUUCCAGAUCAUGAGGACGCUUGGCACUGGGUCUUUUGGUAGAGUUCACCUGGUGCGUUCUGUUCACAAUGGACGGUAUUAUGCUAUAAAAGUUCUAAAAAAACAACAAGUUGUGAAAAUGAAGCAGGUGGAGCAUACUAACGAUGAACGACGUAUGCUAAAGCUUGUGGAACAUCCAUUUCUAAUUAGAAUGUGGGGGACGUUUCAAGACGCUAAAAAUAUCUUUAUGGUGAUGGAUUAUAUUGAAGGUGGUGAACUCUUUUCAUUAUUGAGGAAGUCUCAAAGAUUUCCUAAUCCUGUAGCAAAAUUUUAUGCCGCAGAGGUCAUUUUGGCAUUGGAAUAUUUGCAUGCUCACAAUAUUAUUUAUAGGGAUUUGAAGCCAGAGAACAUCUUGUUGGAUAGAAAUGGCCAUAUCAAGAUAACCGAUUUUGGGUUUGCUAAAGAAGUGCAAACAGUUACAUGGACUCUUUGUGGGACUCCGGACUAUAUUGCUCCCGAAGUUAUUACCACAAAGCCAUACAAUAAAUCUGUGGAUUGGUGGUCACUAGGUGUUCUAAUCUACGAAAUGCUAGCUGGUUAUACACCCUUCUAUGAUACAACGCCGAUGAAGACAUAUGAAAAGAUUUUACAAGGAAAGGUAAUAUAUCCACCAUAUUUCCAUCCCGAUGUCGUGGAUUUACUAAGUAAACUGAUCACUGCAGAUUUAACAAGGAGAAUCGGUAAUUUGCAAAGUGGCUCUAGGGAUAUCAAAGCCCAUCCGUGGUUCAGUGAAGUGGUCUGGGAAAGGCUAUUGGCAAAGGACAUUGAAACGCCAUACGAGCCUCCUAUUACAUCGGGUAUCGGUGACACUUCUUUAUUUGAUCAGUAUCCCGAAGAACAAUUAGAUUACGGUAUCCAAGGUGAUGAUCCAUAUGCAGAAUACUUUCAAGAUUUUUAA
Molecule: messenger RNA, 1149 nt
Organism: Saccharomyces kudriavzevii IFO 1802
Lineage: Eukaryota; Fungi; Ascomycota; Saccharomycetes; Saccharomycetales; Saccharomycetaceae
Gene: TPK2
Product: cAMP-dependent protein kinase catalytic subunit TPK2
Exons: 1
Coding region: 1-1149 (382 amino acids)
Biological process (GO): peptidyl-serine phosphorylation
Cellular component (GO): nucleus; cAMP-dependent protein kinase complex
Molecular function (GO): ATP binding; cAMP-dependent protein kinase activity
Source: RefSeq, a predicted model, not a curated record